CAGAUGUCAGUGGUCGGUCUACCAACGCAGUCACCAGUUUGGUUUUUAGUCCUAGCAAAUAAAGAGACAAUUUUAUGUCCACUAAUAUGUUCUCCAUUCCAGGUUUCAUGUAAAGAUCAUUGAAGUAACUUAAUUCACCAAUGUCUUGAGAAGCUAUUUAUGUUAGGCCAACAACCAACUUCCCAGACACCAGCUCCUGCCUUCUCUGGCCAGACACAACAACUGCCUGCUCAACCACCACAGCAGUACCAGAUUAGUAAAAUUUAUGAUGGAAAACCUUGUAGAAAUAUUUAGAAAGGAUGUGGUUUCAGUUUUCUAUGAAGCACCACUGAAUCCUCCACAAGGACCAAAGGCCUUAUGUUCCCAGAGUUUUCCAUCUAACAUAGGGGAUAUAAAGGAAACAGAACAUGGACUCAGCAGCUGCCCCAGUGGGAGUACAUGCACCCCUGGCCAUUCUGGACUGCCAAGAAGUUCAGCUGCUCCUCAUCUCUACGACAGCAAUAUCGAUUUAGACAAAGAAGGAGGCAAUAUGUGUACAAAUCCACCAGUACCUUCUCAAAGUCCACCACCAGAAAUUAAAUAUUUGUUUGGAAGACCUCUCGAAAGUAUUUGUGAAGACAGAAAGCUGCCUGCCCCAAUAAUUGAUAUGUUGUCAAUCAUUGCAGAAAAGGGAGAAUAUACAGAUCACAUAUUUACAUUACUAUUGGAAAAAAGACACUGGUCCCUGAAGGAUAGAAUUAACGAUGAACAACAGAUUAACUGGAAUAAAGAAUCUGUUCUCAUUGUAGCUUCAGUUUUACGGGAUUUUAUUCAAAAUAUACAAGGGAGCUUGCUUUGUUCACAUUUAUUUGAAAAUUGGCUUAGGGUGCUUGAUGAAAAUUCUCUGCAUCGAAAAAUUUCAGCAAUCAAAAGAAUUCUACUGAAGAUUCCCCAACCAAACUACAUGUUGCUAAAAUAUCUUAUUUGUGUACUAUUGAAAAUUAAAAGAUCUUCAAAGAAUCAUUUAGACACAAACUGCUUAUCUGUCCGCUUAGCCUCUUGUGUGAUGUGGGAUCAGAAAUCCAGUGGUCCAAUUUGUGGGGUUAACUUCCCAAAACAGGUGUCUAUUAUGGGUAUCAUGAUUGACAACUGUGUAGACAUCUUUGGAGAUGAUGAUGUAUGUUUAAAAGAUAUUCAAAUGAAGUCUGAUACUGCUGGUAAAUCACCUGUUACUAAAAAGACCAAAAAUGGCCACAGUGGGAAAACCUGUGAUAAAAAAACAUUAAAGAUUGCAUCUGUUGCUCUGCAGGAAGAAGGUCCUACAGCAGAGCAAAAUGGAACAACUGCCACAUAUUAGUGGUAGAGGAUGACCAAAGAAGACUCUUGUUAUUCUAUUUUAAUGUUCCCACUUAAUCAUAGAAGAAGAUAUUAUUACAAGAUACUACUUCAGUAUUUACUAUAUUAUUAGUUACAUAUAGUAACUAAUAGUUAUAUCACUCUAUGCCAUAUGUUAUGUAUAAUUUGGCAUUAUAAUAAAAGUUAUUAAAUUAUAUUUUUGCUUAUA
Molecule: messenger RNA, 1543 nt
Organism: Mastomys coucha (southern multimammate mouse)
Lineage: Eukaryota; Metazoa; Chordata; Mammalia; Rodentia; Muridae
Product: rho GTPase-activating protein 20-like
Exons: 9
Coding region: 266-1336 (356 amino acids)
Biological process (GO): signal transduction
Molecular function (GO): GTPase activator activity
Source: RefSeq, a predicted model, not a curated record